This is a messenger RNA of Capsicum annuum, 951 nucleotides long. Its product is annotated as ubiquitin-conjugating enzyme E2 28. Gene Ontology annotation, molecular function: ubiquitin conjugating enzyme activity. Lineage: Eukaryota; Viridiplantae; Streptophyta; Magnoliopsida; Solanales; Solanaceae. Bases 299 to 745 code for a protein of 148 amino acids. Gene Ontology annotation, biological process: protein polyubiquitination. Gene Ontology annotation, cellular component: nucleus. The record is from RefSeq and is a predicted model, not a curated record. The transcript has 5 exons.
AAGCCUAUUUUAAUUAUUUAUCUAUUUAUUAUGUAAUAAAAGAAAAAAAUGUUUGCGGUGUGUCAUCUACCUUUGUAUAAUACUACUUGAAUAACUCUACUUUUAUACGGUAGAUAAACAGCUUUUUGGACGGAAGGUGUAACAAGGAGUAAUAGUUUACUCCACAAUAUAUUGGGGAAAGUUGGCGUUAAGAGGCAGCAACUCUAGGAAACGAACAAGGAAGAGAAUCAAUUCUUCUAUUUCUAUUUUCCGAUUCUCUAAUCAGAUUUGAUCUCGAUCUCCUCGAUUUAUCGGUGUGAUGGCUUCAAAACGGAUAUUGAAGGAGCUCAAGGAUCUUCAGAAGGAUCCUCCUACUUCUUGCAGCGCUGGGCCCGUUGGAGAGGACAUGUUUCAUUGGCAGGCCACGAUUAUGGGUCCCCCAGACAGCCCUUAUACUGGUGGUGUAUUUUUAGUUACUAUCCAUUUUCCUCCUGAUUAUCCAUUCAAACCUCCAAAGGUUACUUUCAGGACAAAAGUUUUCCAUCCAAAUGUUAACAGUAAUGGCAGUAUAUGCCUGGACAUAUUGAAGGAGCAGUGGAGCCCUGCCUUAACUAUUUCCAAGGUUUUGCUUUCAAUUUGCUCUCUUUUGACGGACCCAAACCCUGAUGACCCCCUGGUGCCCGAGAUUGCUCACAUGUACAAGACAGACAGGUCCAAAUAUGAAUCAACUGCCCGGAGUUGGACCCAGAAGUAUGCCAUGGGUUAAGAUUUUACCUAUGAGGGUCUGAAUCCUUGUAAAAAUAAUUCAUGUGUUUGUUCUCUCUACUCUCCCAAUCAACAAGUGUAGAAUAGCAUUAUACAUUGUCCUCUCCAAGAAAAAGACUCUUUGAAUAUUCUUAUAUGGAUACCUAACAUUUGAAGAAAUCUGGGAAGUGUUAUUUAUCUGGAUUAUGGUUGCAUCUUUGAUUUCAA